CUUACCUUUCUAUUUGCUGACAUAGUUUUGGGGCCACUUAGGACUCAAACCCACAGCCUUCUCCAGUCCACGGGGCGUCUAUGAUGUCUGUGGUGAAGACCAUCACAGAUGUCAUACAGACAGAGGUUUUAUUUGUGGUGUUUUGUCGCCAUCAAGUGGUUAGUGGUGUAGGGACAGUAGCGAUGGCAGCGUCAGGAACGUUUUAACGUCAGCACGUAAACUUUCCAUCCAAAUUUGCGCGGGUAUGCAGCUGCGGCAGUAGAAUGCCAUAUCCCUGUCGUGAAUCCUGAAAACAUUAAUUAAAAGGAAUCAUGUCCAAGCGAGAAGCGUUUUUAGACGGCGUCUGCAAGGAAAACGUGGAGGACUUCCUUCGUUUUAUUCAGCUUCAUAAGGACAAAACGGAGCCCUUUGAUGUGGAGGAGGUGGUGCAGGAGAUGUCCAGAGAGCAGAGGCUGGCUCUGUGGAGGAGGCUGGAGACCCUCCUGCAGGACGUCUUGCUGGAGUUACCUCCACAGCGCUGGGAGGAGCACAUGCAGCAGGAGUCGGCUCCGGAUCCCAAACAAGUCGUAGCUGUUGUGGACGGUGUGACGUUAGUGGCUACGACGUCCCUGAAGGUUUUACAAGACGGUGACACCUACGACGCACUUUUGCAGAUUGCCCACAGGCUUCAUGAUGUUUUGGUGUCACUCCCCGAGUCGCAAGCUCAUUUGCAGCUCCACAUACAAACUCUGUUUGAGGCGUGGUGGAAGAAAGGGCUGCAGGAGAGAGAGAAGUUUGGCCGUGUGACCUUUCUCAUCUCUCUGCAGAAGAGCUUCACCUUACAGAAACCGGGGGCUGAGAUCCAGCGAGUGUGGAGUCUCCACAAAGUGCUCCUGACUCUGGAUUACGAGUUGGACAACAAGCAGCUCACCGACCUGCUGCUCCAGUGCGUCCAGCAUCCUACGUACAUCAGAAACGACGACGGAAAGCGAUUCCUUGUGUUUCUUUUCAGCUGGAAUGUGGAUUUCAUCUGGGUUAUUCAUGGAACCAUCAAGAACCAGCUCCAGUUUUACAACAAAGGCAUGAUCUCUCAGAUUUCAGAGAUCUACUUCAGAGCUUGGAAGAAAGCUAGCGGGGCCUUCCUGGAAAAGAUCGAGAACUCCUGCAUUCAGGACUUUAUGCAGAACGCCAUCGUUCUCCAUCGAGCAUCUCCUGUUCACUCCAAAGUCCGACAGAUUAUGAGCUACUUUCACUCCAGGAAGGGCUGCCACAGCGUGGACAAGAUGCUGUUUGAUCUGUACAAGCCGAUACUCUGGAAAGCUCUGAGCGUUCCAAACUUUGAGGUACGCGCAAACGCCACCUUGCUUUUCACCGAGGCCUUCCCGAUCCACGACCCGGACCAAACCAACACGGAAAUAGACACAAACAUCCAGAAACAGCUGGACACAGCAAUGAGCCUCCUUGAUGACCCUCACCCCACCGUACGCUCCAACGCCAUCCUGGGCGUCUGUAAGAUCCUGGCUAAGUGCUGGGAGCUCCUCCCUCCUGGCGUCAUCUUAGACUUUAUAAAGAAGCUGUUGAUGGAGCUCGCCGCCGACUGCAGCUCACCGGAUGUCCGCUGCUCGGUCUUUAAGUGUCUGACUCUCGUCCUGGACAACCCUCUGAGCCACGCGCUCCUGGAGAAGCUCCUUCCCAACCUGAAGUACAGCCUCCACGACAACUCGGAGAAGGUCCGCUCAGCUUUCCUCGACAUGCUCAUCAAGGUGAAAGCAGCUCGUGCUGCCAAGUUCUGGGACGUGUGUAACAUGGACCACCUGCUGGCCCGGCUGGCGAUCGACUCGCCUUCGGUCUCCAAACGCAUCGUGGAGCUGCUCUUCAACUCUUUCUUCCCCGUCAACGAGUCGGAGAAGGAGUGGUGCUGCCGGUGCGUCACCCUCAUCCAGAUGAACGCCAUGGCUGCCAGGAAGUUCUACCAGUUGGCUCACAAACACACGGCCCCCACGAAUAUAAUAAAACUGAUGUUGGCCAUUCGCCGCUUGCUAAACGGCUACAUCCAGGUGGGCGGAGACCUGACGGACAUCAAUCACAGCAACAAGGAGAACAACACGGUUGAAGCCCCUCCCCCGGGGCACGACCCCACCGUCGUGUCCAGCUUGCUGGAGAUGGUGGUCAUUCUAUGGAGGAGCGUGGAGAAGGCGCUCAAACAAAAUGAAGAGGCUCACAAGUACACGACAGCAAAGUUUGGCAGCGUCAUGGCCAAGUACUUCCAGGUUUUUAAGGAUGAACGAUCUACCGCUCCUCUUUUACAAAUGGCCUCACUAAUGCCUCCGGCUGCUGUUCCAACCUUCAGCUGUGGAGUUUUAUCCAGACUGAGGCGGAUGGACCCUAGAGCUGCUCUGGCUCAGUACUGCCACCUGCUGGACUGCAUCUGUAGCUGGGGUCAGACUGCUGACGUCCUGGAGCUGGUCACUGAUUGGCUGAGCGAGGCUCUUCCCAAACAAGGAAAGAAAGCUGCUAAAGGCAGACGGGUGCAGAUUCUGGAGACCGUGGAGGCCAAGCCGGACCUGGCUCUGGUGUACCUGGAGUACCUGUUCAGCCACACCUCCGCGCAGGAGAAGGUCCUGGCUCUCUGCCAGGGGCCUCUGAAGCAGCUCCACACCAUUCUGGGGAAAUGGAAGUCGGUGCUGUACACACACCUCGGCUCCACCACAGAAGAUCCUGAACUCCCCGGAGUUGAGACGGCGCUAAACGCCUUCACGUUCCACGUUCGGCUCAGCGCACACCUGCAGCACAACCUGACAGAAGGUCGAGACUACCUGCUCUCUCUGGAGGGCGUGGCAGGCUGGGUGGCAGACCGGGUGCUGCCCUUCCUCAAGCAUUUAAACGAGAAUGACACAGAGAAGUCUCAGCAGCUAGCAGCACGAAUAACUGAGAGCUUUCUCUCAGUGUGCCGCGACAUUCUCCUCGUGGGUUUGGCUGACGACACGUUUAAGGGUCAGAUCCUCCACCUGUGCUCGCUAACCCUCCUCUCAGAGCUGGGCUACAUGUGCAUCCCUGCAGUGCUGCCCAUUUUAAAGGAGGUGGUGAACAGCUGUGUGCCUAUCGACAUCAACCAGGAUCAGGAGAAUCCGGAGGAUACCAGCGCUGUCCUUCUGGGCGUGGUGGCCAACAUCUUCCAAAAGAUUAUAGAGUUGUUGGCACGCCGCCUCAAGAAGGAACCAGAAGAAGGAAAACAGCUCUGCCAGUCAGCUGUUCCUGGUCUGACUGACUUCCUCCAGGUGGCGCAGACGUGGGGGAAAGCUCCUCUCAGCGGGGUCUUCUCUACUGUUUUUGCAGCCAUCGUUGUGGAGAAGAGGCACUUACUCCAGAAGAUUACCCAUCCUGAGGAGGUGAUCGUCCCACAGUCUGUGAACGAUAUGCCCCCGUUGUCCAGCAUCCUCCUGUCUGUCGUCCUCAGAUCCCCCUCUGUCACCGGGGCGUUUUUGUCAGAAGUCAGCUCAUCUCUAGACUCCGAGGUCAUCAGCAGCCUGACUGAGCUGGCGGCCGUUCUACACGUCCUGGCUGUCGUCAGACACUCGGGUCGGAGCAAAGGGGACUUGAAAAGGGCCGCCGUGUCCGUCCAGCAGCAGAUUCACAGUCACGCCGUUUCAUCUGUGGACGGCAGCGACAUCCAGAGGGUUAUUCAUGCUUCUUCAGUGACUACUUUAAAUGAGAUUCUGGAGCUCUGACUUCCUCUACUAAAAAUAAAAAACAAAUGGCUGCUGUGUUUGCAGACACGCAUGAGUUCCACAUUAUGUAAACAAAUACAGAAUUAGUUGAAAAAAUAGAAAUUUCCAAGUUUCUUUGCUUCACAGUUCUUUUAUUUUUAUUUUUAAACAAAUGUGUCAAAUGUAUAAAUUUAUAUACGUCAGUAUCUGUUUUUAAAUACCUGAUGGGUUUGUCCGCUUUAAUCUGUGUUUUGUUACUAAUUACAAUGAAAAAAACAAUAAAUCAGCUUAAGCUGGGUGUUUAUUCUC
Nothobranchius furzeri (turquoise killifish) is the source of this 3995-nucleotide messenger RNA. It is a transcript of the gene ncapg2, whose product is annotated as non-SMC condensin II complex, subunit G2. Gene Ontology annotation, biological process: mitotic sister chromatid segregation. The record is from RefSeq and is a predicted model, not a curated record. NCBI's taxonomy places the organism in Eukaryota, Metazoa, Chordata, Actinopteri, Cyprinodontiformes, Nothobranchiidae. Gene Ontology annotation, cellular component: nucleus; condensin complex.